Macrobrachium nipponense is the source of this 3790-nucleotide messenger RNA. RefSeq names its product neuroligin-4, X-linked-like. Gene Ontology annotation, cellular component: cell surface; synapse; plasma membrane. Gene Ontology annotation, biological process: synaptic vesicle endocytosis; modulation of chemical synaptic transmission; chemical synaptic transmission. The transcript has 10 exons. The coding region runs from base 448 to 3123 and encodes 891 amino acids. The record is from RefSeq and is a predicted model, not a curated record. NCBI's taxonomy places the organism in Eukaryota, Metazoa, Arthropoda, Malacostraca, Decapoda, Palaemonidae. Gene Ontology annotation, molecular function: signaling receptor activity; neurexin family protein binding.
CCUUGACGUCCUGGAGGGAGGAGCGUUACCGCCGUUCUCGUGAGCUUUCUCGACUUGAGGGAGGGAGGUGGAAGCCUCGGAUACCUAAAUCGCGAAUUAUCGUUCUCCCUGGAGUCUAUUCUUCGUUUCAUCCUUGAGCCUCAGUCAAUAGGAAAUUAAAAACCCCUUUUUUCUCCUGAUAAAGAAUAAAGAGUAAGGUUAAUCAUUUCGAAGAUGUAUGGAUCAAAAGUCACGCCAGGUUUGUUGAUCAUUGUUUUCAGUGCCAGAGAAAAGUCGAAUGAGCUGUUUGGUUAAAUUUAGAGGAAUUAAAGAGAAGUGAUCAUUACGUCUAAUUAGCGAGACGUUUUAACUAAUGGAUAAGAAACGCAGACGGUAACCUCUACGUCACUGAGACCAAAGCGUAGACGAAAAGGGGCAGGAAAUAAAAAAAAGAUAAAAUAUAUAAAAAUGCGGCUAUGUGGAUUCAAAGUGCCGACAAUGGGAUGGGGUAUGACCAUGGUGCUCAUGGCAGCAGCUACCAUAGGUGUCCUGGGAACAGAGGAGAGAGAAGCGACGCCCAUUAUCUCCACCAAAUACGGUCAACUGCGAGGAUUCUUCCAGGAAGUCAGGACUUAUGGCCUCAGGGUAGCCACCUACCUCGGCGUGCCCUACGCCACUCCUCCCGUGGGCGCCAAUCGCUUCAGCCCCACCCGCACCCUCUCCCAGUGGGUGGGCGUCCACGAGGCCACCAAAUUCGGCCCGGCGUGUCCGCAGAGGCUUCCGGAUAUCUCCAACGAAACGGCCGCUCUGGGGCGGAUGUCCCGUGGGAGGCUUCAGGCUCUGAGGCGGUACUUACCUGCUCUCAAGCACCAGAGCGAGGAUUGUCUGUACCUCAAUUUGUAUGUGCCCGUCGGAGAAAAAGGGGCGACAGCGUACCCAGUGGUGGUUUUCGUCCACGGUGAAUCCUACGAGUGGGGUGCUGCUAGUCUCUACGAUGGGUCAGUCCUAGCUGCCCUUGGGAAGGUCAUUGUCGUAACGAUCAACUACAGACUGGGUAUCCUAGGUUUUUUCAACCCGAACGUCGAUCCAAUUGGCCGGGCCACGGUUGCCAACUACGGAUUAAUGGAUCAGUUGGCAGCUCUGCACUGGGUCCAAGAGAACAUCGUAAGGUUCGGAGGUGACCCAGGUCACGUGACAGUUAUGGGUCAUGGCACAGGGGCCGCCUGCCUUAACUUCCUGGUCAUUUCUCCGGCCUCGGCAGGUGCCGGCCUUUUCAAGCGUGCCAUCCUGAUGUCAGGUUCUGCCCUGAGUUCCUGGGCGUCAGUUCAAGAACCUGUGUACUACGCAGUUCAAGCAGCUAGACAACUGAACUGUGACGUCCCAGAUGACCUGUAUCAACACUACGAAGCUCUUCUUCACUGUCUCAGAGACAGGACAGUUGAGCAGAUUCUCGAGGUAGAACUUGAGACGCCCCAAUUUUUGUCGUCUAUUGGGCCAAGUAUAGACGGAGUUACCAUCAGACCAGACUGGAAACAUCAGCAUAGCAAAACAGGCCAAGAAGGACGCACUCCCGUUGACAUCCUGCUGGGCGUCACAGCAACCGAUAUCCUGGAGGUCUUCAGCGACGAGGAAAUCCAACACGGCUUCGAGAUCGACUACAGAGACCGUCUGCUGAGGACCUUCGUCACCAAUAACUACCGUUAUCACUUGCAGGAAAUCGUCUUAGCAAUCACGUCUGAGUACACGGACUGGUCACGCCCAGUCCAGCACCCAGUGAACAUCAGGGACCUGACAGCAGAAGCCUUGCACGACGCAACUUUGGUGUCUCCGGUCACAAUCGCAGCCAACCAACUCUACUCGAAGUCGAGGUCCUGUUACAUGUAUGUGUUGGACCACAGGCCGGAUAACCCCGAUCCCGAGGUAAGAGACGGGAACUGGCCUGACGUGUCCCUGAGUGAAAUGUGGUAUGUGUUCGGAGUCCCGAUGGUCACGCCCGAGAUAUCAAGCCCUUUGACUCCCGCCCUUAAUUUCACGAAAGCGGAAGUUGCCCUCAGCGAAGCCGUUAUACACUUGUGGACUAAUUUCGUCAAGACUGGGAAUCCUAACGAAGGAGGGGCAGGAGGAACAGAAGAAACUCUGGGUCCUUUGAGAGAAAAGAGCAAAUAUAGGACCCAGGACUGGUCGGGCUAUGACCCAAUAUACAGGAGAUAUCUGGAAUUAGGUGGACGCGGCCGCAUCAAAGACCACUACAGAGCCAACCGCGUAGCCCUUUGGUCCUGGCUGGUCCCCGGCCUGGAGACCGUCGGCUCCCGCUACGGUCCAGACUCGUCCUUUCACCAGCUCCCGGACUACCAACGCCCUGAGACCUACUCAGGACCUACUAGACCCACAAACCUGUCAAGCAACCUACUCCCACCUCCAACGCAAGAGCCAACCACAGCAGUUACAGUCACCACAGGUCCUCACAAUACUCCUAGGCCUACUGUGGUAGUGAUCGCCAACAGCAGCAAUAUCGCAGGGUUGUUGGAGGACCUCAGUUCUGGCCACAGGGAACACCACCACCAGCAGCAGCAAGCUGGAGCUGGAGGCUUCCCUUACACGACGGCUCUCAGCUUGACGGUCGCAAUCGGGUGCUCUUUGCUCAUCCUGAACCUCUUGGUCUUCGCUGCCGUGUACUACCGCCGGGACAAUAAUCGCCUGGGGCAACAGAAGCCGUCCACAGGGCACAACCAGACGUCGAGCGAGCCGGGGAACGACGUCCAGCUGAGGUCGCCGACGGAGAACUGCAAGCCGUCUUCGCCCUCACAUUGCGGAACGCUCCGUUCUUCGGCCACCCUCCAUAGUACCUUGGCGACAUCCUGCGACGGGGAACCUCAACACGAGUGGCCUCCUGAUUACACUAGCUGCUGCCAGGGAGGUCCUACGUCCAACGUAGGAGGAACGAACUCAGGGGUGACCGGAGGAGGAGGAAGCGGCGGAGGUCGUCCUCACAACGGAACAGCAACUCUGAGGUCUGUUCCUCGACCUCCCCCGCCCCCGAGGUCCUCUUCGUACCCGUCCCACGUAGAAGCCCAGCCGCUCUUAUCUCCAACGGCCCUCCUACAUGCCAACAAUAAUGCCCAGUGCUCGGAGAUGCGGGUCUGAGGGAGAACGUCGAGUCCUCUAGGAACCCAGGCUUUGAAGACCCACCUUUGAGGCGUCGCGCGCCUAAAAGAGAAUCCUAAAAGAAUCCUUUUCCAGAACAGGUCUAACGGACGCCCCCCAGCGCUUCGUCGCAUCCCCUUCGUAGUGAACUAAUGACGUUAGCGCGUGUGUAUCUCGUCAUGUUGAUGUGCGUAAUCGUUACGUAACGAAAGCAUAGAGUGCUUGUACCGGAAAGGGUAACGAACAACCAAUCAAUAAGGGGCCCCUCCCUCUUUCUACUUGUGUAACCAACUGUCCAUGGGUUACUUAGAGACCUGUGUGAUAUACGAAACAUUCACCAUUUCCCUCGAAAGGGAGAAUGGAGCUUUCCUCAAUGCUUCUGCCGUCAUGGUCUAGGCGUAUAGGACUAAUUUGGUAGUGGUAAUUGUUUAUUAUUCGCUUCCUUCUUUACUUGUAUCGUUGGUAAAGGCUAAUUUUAGUUUGUUUUGGGCAAGACGUCACAUCUUAAAUAUAAUAUUUUGGCUAUUGUUUCUUAUAAUAUCCUGCUACGAAUAUCACUCAGUAAAAUGUUGUUCCAGUGAUCUAUAGAAAUAUAAAAAAAAGAGCAAGAUUGUGUGUGCGUGAAAUGAAACUGUUAGUUCUAAUAUAUAUAUAUAUAUAUAUAUAU